Botrytis cinerea B05.10 is the source of this 3007-nucleotide messenger RNA. RefSeq lists its product as hypothetical. The transcript is spliced from 3 exons. The coding region runs from base 672 to 2729 and encodes 685 amino acids. Lineage: Eukaryota; Fungi; Ascomycota; Leotiomycetes; Helotiales; Sclerotiniaceae. The record is from RefSeq and is a predicted model, not a curated record.
GGACCGGAGUACAGAUGAGAACAACAUACUGCUGGCUGGCAUGGACAUUGAAUUGAUCUGAUCUGAUCUGAUCUGAAGCACGUUUUGACCUCACUCAUUCUUCUGUUUUGGGUAACGCAUAAGCUGGAACAAUUGUAUUAUUAUCAUCGCCACUACAUGUUUUCAUCCCUUCUCUGCCUCCCCCACAGACUCUGAUUCACCACCUACUUUCCCAAACACCAUCCUGCGAUGUAAGCGCUCUCUCCGUAUGACGUACCGGCCGUGCAAUUUUGUAUGCGAUUUUCAAUCUUAAAAGUCAAGACCCAAUUUUCUAUUCAUCGCAGGCCACUCACCAAACUUUAAGCACCGCAGUUUGGUCAAUCCGUGGCUCGAGGGUUGGUAGCUCAAUUAUCAGAACUUGUUUCUUGGCUCACCUGGUCCAGAGGAAAAUAUCCGGCAGAAGGAAAAGAUUCGGGAUUCUAGAUUUCUGCCUUUCCCUCUUUUUAGCAUCUUAUUGUUCCGAUGGUCCCCUAAACUAUUUCUCAAUUCCUUCUAUUUACAAGAUUUUAGACUUGUUCUUAGCAUCAAUCACACAAGGGGACCUUGAGAUACGAAAAAUAGAGAACGAACAUCUCCUGGGAUACCUCUGUGUUUUCACGCUCGUUUCUUUUGUUUACAGAAGAUAAGCAAAAAUGCAAUCGCGGCGGGAAUCUGCGAUUGAAGAUCCAAACUUCUUAACAACAGCGGGAACAGAAUUGCCAACUUUAUCGACGUCCGGAUUAUCUGGGAACAGUGCAAGAAGGAACAGCAGAAGAGGAAGUAUUGGGGCAUCGACAGCACGUACAUCGGCGAAUUCGCUAGCACAACAAAACACCCUGAAUUCUCAAGGAACAACCGGACAACCACAACGACCUCCGCCACCGGCAUGGCGACCAACUAUUCGAAUCAGACGAUUGCCAUCGGCGGCCAAUCUUCGUGCUGGAAAUUUGCAGAUUAAUCAACCUUAUGAUGAUACUUCUCGGAGAGAUUGGCAGACCCGCAAUAACUCAACUCCACACGUCGACAACCACCUCACAUCGGUCGACAAUACUGUUGAUACAUCGAACAGGCGGCGAAGUAGUUCUGAACCGCAACGUCCAGCAUGGUUAACCUCCCAAUCGGCUACAACUACUGGCCCACCACGAGUUAGAGCCGGUUCAUAUAUCCCGUCCACCAUUGAAGAGGCUUCUGCAACAAAGCAAGAAGGUCCAAUCUUUGCUUCAAUUAAUACCGGUGGAAAUAACGCGACAGAUGAAGCCCCUCCUCCUCUACAACACUCUCAUACCCUUAGUGAAGGGGUUCCAACUUCACAAGAUGAAUACGACACUGAUCUUGUUGACCUCCUUGAUUUAAUUGAUCCCGAAAUUUCUACAUUGACAAGUCUUACUAAUAUUCAAAACUCUUUAUUUAUUCCAUCACUGGGAAACCUAUUUAACCGUAAUCCAACAUAUAACCUCACCCGAAAUGAACUUGCCCGUCGCCCAACCAAUGAUCUCGCUCGUCAGCAAACAAAUGGUCUUUCUCGUCGUCCAACAAACUUGGCGGAUCUUCCAACAAUAGAAGAGCCUGGGCCAAAUGGUGAAUUGGGACAAACUCUCCCUCGUCCAGAAAGGCCUCGACUUCAAAGCAGAGAUACCGGUGCUUUUACUCUCACUGAAUCCAUAUCACAUCCAGAUGAGGAACAUCCUCAUUAUGCGGUAGUCCCGGAAGGCAUUAAUUUGGAUGGUUGGUCACCAGAGGAUAAAGAAGAACUUAAUGAUCAUGUGCGCCAUUUGUUACAUUCAAGAAGAGAAGGAUUCAAGCGAGCAAUGAAAGGAUUUGGACAAUAUGUUAGAAAGCCUCUCGGAUUCUUCGUUACCCUAUAUGCUAUUCUCAUUACUUUAUUUGGAUUGGCAUGGGUUCUCUUUCUGAUUGGUUGGGUUAAUGUUGGAAGUAGACGUCUCUACGUGAUCAACGUUAUUGACAAUGUUCUUGUUGCCCUUUUCGCUAUUAUGGGUGAUGGACUUGCUCCAUUUCGGGCCAUCGACACUUACCACAUGAUAUACAUAGCUCAUUAUCAUCACCUAACAUGGCGACUCCGCAAAGAAAAGUCUCUACCAAAAUUAGAAGAUCAUAAUGAUUUACCAGCGAUAUUGCCGGAAGAUCUAGAAGAUCAGAUUGUCGAAGAUGAAGUAUCAGUCCUCAAUCCAGCCCAACAAAAGAAACUCCAACAUCAUCAAAAGAAAUUCAACCGAUCUCAUACCUUUUAUAAGCCUCACGAAACUAAUACACAUCACGCCUUUCCUCUCAGAUUACUUGUCGCUGUGGUUGUUCUUCUGGAUUGCCAUUCCCUUCUUCAAAUAGCUCUUGGUACAUGUACCUGGGCAAUUAGUUAUAAGACUAGACCAUUCGCGUUAACUACAGUUAUUCUAUGCUGUAGUAUUACAGUCAAUAUAACAGCUGGUGUACUUAUCAGCAUUGGAGAUCAUCGGACUAGAAAGAAGGAUGUUUUGGAAAGAAUGUUUAAGCAGGAUCUGACCAAAGAGGCUAUACAUAAGAUGGAGAAGGCUAGAGAAAAGGAAAAGGAAAGAAAUGGUGAACUGGAGGCUGAAAAUAAAGCAGAGAUUGAUUUUCUAAGGGACAAUAGACAAAAUGCUAAAGGGGAAAAGAAAGAGGCGGGAAUCGAAAUUGAGGGUGAAAACGGACAAAGUGAUACUAAAACUUCGGCUUAAGCUAGUAGUAGUUCGAAAGAUCUAUGGGGUUGUAUAUGGAGAAUAUGAGGGAUGUGUUGAGUAAAUUCUUGACAAGAUAAUUGGGAUACGAGUUUGAGAAUUGCAUGGGCGUGGGUGCGUGAUGAUGGAUGAUGGAUGAUGAAUGUUGGAUAGAUGGGAAUUUUAUAUAAUAGAUACCAGAGGCUUCUUCAUUGCCAUUUUACUUCUUUUAAUUACUUCGACGAGUUAUGAAACAAUUAUAUCACAAGGCAAUUUCGCUUUUUGCUUUUGUCUCUCGA